Adineta steineri is the source of this 987-nucleotide messenger RNA. NCBI's taxonomy places the organism in Eukaryota, Metazoa, Rotifera, Eurotatoria, Adinetida, Adinetidae. The record is from the annotation of a GenBank genome assembly.
AUGACAGAUACAGAAGAAUCAACAAUGGAACUUACAAUGACAACAGAAGACGAUACAAUAAUAGGAGAGCAAUUACAAUUUUCUAUGAAUAUUACUAAUAAUACUGUAUGGAUACAAAACGGAUCAACUGUUGCUGGAGGAAAUGGACGAGGAAGUCAAUUAAAUCGUUUGUCAUCGCCUCUUGGUAUCACUAUUAAUGAUAAGACUCAAGUGAUUUAUAUUGCUGACAGUGGGAACGAUCGUAUUGUUAAGUGGGAAUAUGGUGCGAAGAGCGGACAAGUUAUCGUUGGUGGAAAUCAACUGAAUGAAUUAAAUUUUCCAGUUGAUCUACUUCUUGAUCAAAAGAAUAAUUCUCUCAUCAUUUGUGAUCAAGGCAAUAGGCGUGUAGUUCGAGUAUCUCUUCGAAAUCCAGCAUAUCAACAAAUAAUCAUCUCAAACAUUCAUUGCUAUGGUCUAGCAAUGGAUAACAGUGAAAGUCUUUAUGUCUGUGACUGUGAGAAGCAUGAGAUAAAAAAAUGGAUAAAAGGAGAAAUAGAUGGAACAGUUGUAGCAGGUGGAAAUGGAAUAGGAGAUGAAAAUGACCAACUUAAUUUUCCUAUUUAUAUCUUCAUUGAUGAAGAUUAUUCACUUUAUAUAUCGAAUUCUAAUAAUAGUCAUAUACUCAAAUGGUUGAAAGGUGCAAAACGAGGAAUGCUUAUUGCUGGUAGACAAGGUCAAGGAGAUUACCAUACGCAAUUCCUUUAUCCUCGAAAAGUGAUUCUUGAUCGUAUGGGUAAUCUUUAUAUAGCUGAUUCAGGAAAUCAUCGAAUAAUGCGUUGGCUAAAAGAUAAAAAAUCAGGCACUAUUGUUGUUGGUGGAAAUGGAAAUGGGCAACAAUUAAAUCAGUUAUAUAGUCCUGUGAGUAUAACAUUUGAUCAACAAGGUAAUCUUUAUGUUGCCGAUUCUGCUAAUCAUAGAGUACAAAAAUUUAAUAUUGGAGUUAACUGA